Molecule: messenger RNA, 258 nt
Organism: Laccaria bicolor S238N-H82
Lineage: Eukaryota; Fungi; Basidiomycota; Agaricomycetes; Agaricales; Hydnangiaceae
Exons: 2
Coding region: 1-258 (85 amino acids)
Source: RefSeq, a predicted model, not a curated record
AUGAGCAUAGGUGCAAGCUUGAUUUUUUCUGGAUUUCGGCGGGUCAUCGCUACUAUGUGGGAAAUGAUCGAUGAAGAUGGACCUACUAUUGUGGACACAUUUUAUGAAGAACUUUGCUCUGGCGGUCUUGAUGGAAGACCAGCUCUUAAACCUGAUAUGACAAAGUCUGCCCUAGCCCUUCACCUUGCAGUCAAGAAACUCCGUUCGCAGGGUGUCUCAUUCCGUCGUUGGGUUCCCUUUAUCCAUAUGGGCAAAUAA